This is a messenger RNA of Lactuca virosa, 3643 nucleotides long. The record is from the annotation of a GenBank genome assembly. NCBI's taxonomy places the organism in Eukaryota, Viridiplantae, Streptophyta, Magnoliopsida, Asterales, Asteraceae.
AUAUCUCUCUCUCUCUCUCUCUCUCUCUCACACACACACACACACACACACAAAACCUUCGCUUUUGACAAGUUUAUCGAGAGAAACAGAGAUCCAAGGAGUUGGAACUUGGAAGAAGUCUCCCUGCAUUUCGAUUCAUACUUCUCGCGUUGAAGUUUGACCUGCAACAGAUAUCUUUUCAUCAAAUUCAACUUCUUCCUUCGUCUCAAUCCGAAUUAGCUGGUAGUAAUUGAAAUUUGAAGCGACCAAUCGGCGAUGGAAGAGGAAAAUGAAGUGGAGCUUUUACAGAGGUAUAGGCGAGAUAGGCGGAUACUUCUUAAUUACUUACUAUCUGGUUCUUUGAUUAAGAAAGUUGUGAUGCCACCUGGUGCGGUUUCGUUGGAUGAUGUGGAUCUAGAUCAAGUCAGUGUUGAUUUUGUUCUGAAUUCCGUGAAAAAAGGGGACAUGCUUGAGCUCUCAGAAGCCAUUAGAGAUUACCAUGAUAGUACUGGAUACCCUCAUAUGAAUGCAGGGUCUGAAGGUGAGUUUUUUUUGGCUACCAAUCCUGAAUUAUCAGGUUCACCUCCAAGGAGGGCUCCACCAGCUGUUCCUUUUGUGGCCCCAUCACCCAUUAUGUCAGACAUAACAUCACUGCCCUUUGAGGCAACAGAAGAGGAUGAACCAGUUAUAUCCAACUCAAAAUCUUUUAACUCGGGCCCAGCUCAGAAUUUAACUGUUGAUGACAUUGAUGAUUUUGAGGAUGAUGAUGAUUUGGAGGAACUGAAUAGUCGCAGGUAUUCAAGGAGAACAAUGAAUGAUACUGCUGAUCUUAUUGUGGGUUUGCCUGCAUUUGCAACAGGUAUAACUGAUGAUGAUCUUCGUGAAUCUGCCUAUGAAAUCCUUCUGGCUGCUGCAGGAGCUUCAGGGGGACUUAUAGUGCCAUCAAAGGAGAAGAAGAAAGAAAAGAAAUCCCGAUUGUUGAAGAAGCUUGGAAGGAGUAAGAGUGAACAAGUUACAAAUCAAUCCCAACAAUCGACUGGUUUGACUGGCCUACUGGAGACAAUGCGUGUCCAGAUGGAGAUUUCUGAGGCGAUGGACAUUAGAACAAGACAAGGGCUACUCAAUGCAAUGGCUGGAAAAGUGGGGAAAAGAAUGGAUGCUCUUUUGAUUCCUCUCGAGUUAUUAUCCUGUGUUUCUCGAACCGAAUUUUCUGACAAAAAAGCUUUCAUAAGAUGGCAAAAGAGACAAUUGAAUAUGUUGGAGGAAGGACUUGUGAAUCACCCAGUUGUGGGAUUUGGAGAAUCUGGUCGCAAAGCAAGUGAAAUGAGGAUUCUAUUGGCAAGAAUUGAAGAAUCUGAGUCAUUUGCACCUUCUGUGGGUGAACUUCAACGCAUAGAAUGUUUGAGAUCUCUGAGGGAGAUUGCCAUUGCACUUGCAGAGAGGCCAGCUCGUGGUGACUUAACUGGUGAAGUAUGUCAUUGGGCAGAUGGGUAUCAUUUGAAUGUCAGAUUAUAUGAGAAACUUCUUUCCAGCAUUUUUGAUGUUCUAGAUGAGGGGAAACUAACUGAGGAAGUGGAAGAAAUACUUGAGCUUCUAAAGUCAACGUGGCGUAUCUUGGGAAUAACAGAGACUAUUCAUCACACCUGUUAUGCAUGGGUGCUAUUCCGCCAGUUUGUUAUGACUAGAGAACAUGCACUUCUUCGACAUGCCAUUGAGCAAUUACAUAAAGUACCCUUGAAAGAAGAGCGUGGCCCACAAGAGAGAAUGCAUUUGAAAACCUUGUUUUGCAAAUAUGAAAGUGAAGAAGGCUCCCAAGAGCUAUCCUUUAUACAGUCCUUUAUAAUACCUAUUCAAAAGUGGGCUGAUAAGCAACUUACAGAUUACCAUUUGCACUUUCCUGAGGCAUUGGCAAUGAUGGAACAUGUGGUAUCAAUUUCAAUGCUAGCAAAGCGACUUCUUCAAGAGGAACAUGGAUCGCAUGAAGCUGUUACAGAUGGAGAUAAGAUAGAGUCCUACGUAUCAUCAUCCAUCAAAAGUGCAUUUGUAAGGAUAUUGCAGGAUGUUGAGACUAUGUCCAAUGCAACAGACGAACAUCCACUAGCACUAUUAGGAGAAGAAACAAGAAAGCUUUUGAAAAAAGAUGCAACCGUAUUCAUGCCAAUAUUAUCCCAAUGGCAUCCGCAAGCAGUUGUUGUUUCAGCAUCUCUCCUUCACAAGCUCUAUGGAAGCAAAUUGAAGCCCUACAUUAGUAGUGUUGAGCAACUUACAGAAGAUGUUGUGUUGGUGUUUCCUGCUGCUGAUGGUUUUGAGGAAUAUGUUAUGGACCUUAUCACUUCUUCAUGUGGAGAGGGACAAACAGAUGUCUCCUUGAAAAAACUUGCUCCUUACAAGAUUGAAUCAAUAUCUGGAACACUGGUGUUGCGUUGGGUCAAUUCACAACUAAGCAGAGUUUUGGGUUGGGUUGAGCGAGCUAUUCAACAGGAGAAAUGGGAACCAGUUUCGAUGCAGCAACGACAUGGGAGUUCAAUUGUUGAAGUUUAUCGCAUUAUAGAAGAGACUGUUGAUCAAUUUUUCGCUCUAAAGAUUCCUAUGAGAUCUGGAGAAAUGAACAGCUUGUUCCGAGGCAUUGAUAAUGCACUUCAAGUAUAUUCAAAACAUGUUGUUGACAACUUGGCUAACAAGGAAGACAUAGUUCCUCCUGUGCCAAUUCUGACAAGAUACAGGAGUGAAAGUGGAUUCAAAGCUUUUGUGAAGAAAGAGUUGAAUGAUUCAACUUCAAGGAUGCCAUUGCCUGAUAUGAGAAAGUCUAGAGACAUCAAUGUUAUGACUACAUCAACACUAUGUGUGCAGUUAAACACCCUUUAUUAUGGCAUUAGUCAUCUUAAUAAGCUGGAAGAUAGCAUUUGGGAACGCUGGAUAAGGAAGCAGAAGCAAGGAAAAUCCAAUAAGAGGUCUACAGAUGACAACUUGAGAAAAGAAAGCUUUGAUGGAAGUAGGAAAGAUAUCAAUGCAGCCAUUGACCGGAUUUGUGAGUUCACAGGGAACCCUUCAUUGAAAACCUAUAUAGACCUAGUGUUUCAGAGUCCAGGUUGGAAACAACCACUCAUUGAGCCACUUGAUGUGGAACUAAAUCAACUAUGUGAUAUCAUUGUGGAGCCACUAAGAGAUCGAAUUGUAACAAGUCUUCUUCAGGCAUCACUGGAUGGUCUAUUUAGAGUGCUAUUAGAUGGAGGUCCAUCGCGAUUGUUCAUGCCUUCUGAUGCUAAAUUCUUGGAAGAAGAUUUAGAGGUUCUAAAGGAAUUUUUUAUAUCUGGUGGAGACGGGCUUCCUCGUGGAGUUGUUGAAAACCAAGUAGCACGUGUUCGACAGGUGAUAAAGCUGCAGGGCUAUGAGACACGGGAGCUGAUUGAUGACAUAAAGUCUGCAAGUGCUACAGACAGAAGCAAGCUGGGUGCUGACACAAAAACACUAUUGAGAAUAUUGUGUCACAGGGGUGACUCAGAGGCUUCUCAAUUCCUAAAGAAACAAUACAAAAUUCCUAAAUCUGCUGCUUAGGGUUUGUCAAUACUUGGACAGGUUUUGUAUGAUUUUGUUUGUAUUGUAAAGUUGAUUUGUUAAAUACACACAAUCGGAUGGAUUUUGAUCAUAUGAUUCAUUAUUGGAU